This is a messenger RNA of Lathyrus oleraceus (garden pea), 2196 nucleotides long. RefSeq lists its product as uncharacterized. Gene Ontology annotation, biological process: protein monoubiquitination; protein autoubiquitination; protein polyubiquitination. The record is from RefSeq and is a predicted model, not a curated record. Gene Ontology annotation, cellular component: nucleus; ubiquitin ligase complex; cytosol. Bases 80 to 1765 code for a protein of 561 amino acids. Lineage: Eukaryota; Viridiplantae; Streptophyta; Magnoliopsida; Fabales; Fabaceae. Gene Ontology annotation, molecular function: cyclin binding; ubiquitin conjugating enzyme binding; ubiquitin protein ligase activity. The transcript has 5 exons.
CUUUCACUACAUCGUCUUUCAUUACAACGCGAUAAUAAUCACUUGCGCUUGUCUCCGUUUUGUUUGUUGUGGUGGGAAAAUGGGGGCUGAAGCUGAAAUUGUAGACAAAAAAUGGCGUUACACAUGGGAAGCACAAUCUCACACACCAAUCCUCCGCUUAUUCCUUUUCCCAUUCUCCAAAACCCUAAACCUCUCUCUCCAACACCACAAUUUCACCGUUCACCUUCAUUCUCCACCCACUUUCCUCACCCUCACUUCUUCUUCCGAUUCCCUCUCCCUUAGGGUUCCGGUUCCCAAUGUCUUACUCGACGCCGAACUUCCUCCCACCGUCCGCUCAUUCACUGACCACAUCGAAGUCAAACUCCUCCUCUUACUCCCCGUCGAUCACCCUGCCCUCUCCGCACUUCAUCAAACCUCGCCGUUACCUCAACCUCUCCUAAUCGAAUAUGAUGUAGACAAACUGUCUUCAGCUGGAGAAGUUGAAUUUGUUUGUAGAAGUUGCAGAUACCAUUUGACCAAUAAACCUAUCAGGAAUUUUGUUGAAAUGCCGUCAGCGAAUUGGAGGGAGGUGGCUGACAAUUGGUUUGGGGCUUGUUGUUGUUCCUUUGGAGGUAUAAGCGAGAAGCUGGUGACGAGGUAUGUGAAUUCACACACGUGUGCACAAGAGAUGUGCCUGUUGAGCUCUACAUCUGUCACUUUUUGCAAGGAUGAUCUUGUGGAAAGUGACUUUCCUGAGCGCUGUGGACAGCUGCAUGGGUGUGGUUAUGUAGCCGAUGAUUUUGGAAUCGAUGUUGUUAGUGAAGGCAUUGGGAAUUUUGGGUUUAAUGUGGAAAGAACUUCAACCUGCAGUGAUGCUUGUGAAGUGAACUGUGCUUUUGAUGAGAAUGCAAGGGUUGGUCAUCCUGGGAAUGGAAAGGUUUCUUUGAAUUUUAAUGAAGUUGCCAAGAAUGAACCUGAUUGCAGUGAUUUUGCCCGUAUAUGUCUAGAUUUGAGUGACACUGAACACACGUCCAGUAUUUCUAGUUGUUGUACUCAUAUAACGAGCACUCUAGGAGAUGAAGACGGUGAACAUCAUUUAUCUUCAAAUGCUAGGAAGAUUGAAACUGUGGAAAUUGUGGGAAAUCAGAAGUCUUUCCUUAAUGGUUUUCUUGAAGAUGUUUUCAUGGCUAGAUCAUCAAAUCUUUCAAAGAAUAUUGAUUGGCAUGAAUUUACAUGCCCGCAAUGCACAACUCUCCUUGGAGCCUACCCGUGUUGUGAGGGAUGUGCGCCAGUAGAUGGAGGAAUACGACUGUUCAAAUGUUAUAUUUCAACCUGUCUGCCAGUUUUAGGAUCAGGGGACAUUUUCAGCAAGUACACAAUGGACAAAAUGUUUGCGAAUCGGUUGGUGGAGUGUGCAAAUGACGAGUCAACAUUUCGGUUCGUUGUUAGAGAUCUGAAAACCAAAUCUCCUGUCCUGCAAAUCAUUCUUUUAAAUCUAAAUACUUGGUCCUGUUCUGGUUAUUGCUUUAGUGCAGAGGACAAAGACCCAGAUCCUAAAUUGCAGCUACGGCCGGUCAUCAAGGUCCUUUUUUCUGACUCCGAAGCUGCAACAGAAUCCCAAUCAAGGGUGAUAGAGGAAUGGGCAGCUAAAAACUCAGCUGAAGACAUUUUCAUGCUAACUUAUCAAAUACAAGAUGUGGUGAAUUCAUUGAUGUCUGCAAAAGAUAUAUAUCCUCCUUCAUGUGCCUCCCUUCCUGGUUUAACGCUGUCAUAUGUGCAACGGUAGUAAUCUACUACUCAACAACUGAUCCAGCGACAGAAAAGUAACUUAUUGGGUUGAGCAAAGGAUGAAUGAUUAUUUUUCUGUAUUUUUUGAAAUAGAUAGCUAGAGUUAACUGACAGAAUAGAAGCCAGGAUGAUAGUGAUAUUGAACAUUGGAUAAGAGGGACUGGUGUUAAUUUAUCUUCUCCAACUACCACUCUUAAAUAUGCGUAAAUACCUGCUAAAUUUUGUUAAAAACUUUUGGGAUAUGUUUUGCCAGUAUAAUGUCCGUCCCAUAGUCCAUUCUUACGAGUUUGUAGAGUACUACGUUUGUUUGGGCAGGUUUUGUAACAGGCUGGCCACCUUCUUGUGCUAUCAAUUUCAUAACUGAGGAGAAAUGCUAUGGUUAUACAUUAUCUAGUUCAAACAUGAAGCUGGUAUUGGUUACUGUUUGAU